Messenger RNA from Sander lucioperca (pikeperch), 9872 nucleotides. RefSeq names its product SH3 and multiple ankyrin repeat domains protein 1-like. Gene Ontology annotation, molecular function: ionotropic glutamate receptor binding; synaptic receptor adaptor activity. The coding region runs from base 444 to 7457 and encodes 2337 amino acids. Gene Ontology annotation, cellular component: postsynaptic density; dendritic spine; postsynaptic membrane. Lineage: Eukaryota; Metazoa; Chordata; Actinopteri; Perciformes; Percidae. The transcript has 27 exons. The record is from RefSeq and is a predicted model, not a curated record.
GUGUGUAAUAGAGAGAGGGAGAGAGAGUUGGCUAUACUGGGGCAUAGAGUAGGUGAAAGAGUGUGUGUGUGAAUGAAAAACAGAAAGAGAGGCUGCACAAUACACUGGCUCAAUACUGGCUCACACCGAUGCACAUUUAAAGACUAGAAGGCAUGAAAAUGUGAUUUUGAAAGAGAAAAAGCAUAUCACUUUUUCUUGUUUUUCCUCAUCUAUAUUUCAUCAACUGGAUCUUUUUCUCAAUUUAUAAUCCCGGCCCCCUUUUUUACUCUCUUUGUGGUUUAUCAAGGAAGUCGCUGCGGAUACAACGAGGAGCAACACAGCCUGAACUGCAGACUAAAAGCAUGUUUCUAAGGAUGAAGCCAGUCUCAUGGGAUAGCCAUGUUUUGUCUCCAUGACAGCUAUGUCACUCAGCCCUCUCGGCAGUGAUCCCUGCACAGCAAAGGAUGCUGGGAAAUAAUGAGCACUUUUAUCCCGGUCAGGAUGACAAAGAUGGGGAGGAUGAGGAGGAGGAAGAGGAGCAGAGAAGAGAAAACAGAGAAGGGGAAGAUGGACGUGACACGGAGAAUGGAGGGUUAGAGGGUCUGGAGGAGAAGGAAAUGACGGGAGGGCGACAAUCCUGGGAAGGGAAAGGUGGCGAGGUGGUGAAACCAGCAGCCAUUGUGGUCGGUAGACAGAGAGCAGAUCGACCACUGAGGCCAGGCAACCUGGUCAACCGGGGUAUUGCAUACAUGUCCAAUCAAGCCCUGCUACAUCAUCAACCAGCCAAUAAGCAACAGCAGCAUCUCAUCGGAGCCAAUCAGCAGCCUCAUCACGCAGGCCUGAAUGCGCUGCAGAAGAGACGAGCUCUCAUGGAGCGCAGCAUGACCACAGUGGCUCCCAUGGACGACACUUUCCUGACCAUGAUGGUGUUCCGUAUUGGAAUUCCUGACAUCAAACAAACAAGGUGUCUCCAGUUUGACCUGGACUGCACGGUGUGGAGUGCUAAGCAGCAAAUCAUCUGCUCCCUCAGCGAGUCGUUGUGGGACACCUACAACUACGGCCUCUUCCAGCCGGCUGGAGAUGGACGGGACGCCAAGUUCCUGGAGGAGGAGCGGGCCCUGCGAGACUACUCGCAGACCUUUGAGAAAGGGGUGCCUUACCUGGAGUUUAGGUACAAAACCAGAGUUUAUAAACAGACGAAUCUGGAUGAAAAGGCGCUCUCCAAACUCAGUACAAAGGCCAGUCUGAAGAAGUUCUUGGAUUACAUUCAGACUGGAGCGAUAGAGAAAAUGGCAAAAGUCCUUGAUAAAGGUCUUGAUCCAAAUUUUCAUGAUCCUGACAAUGGAGAGACCCCGCUCUCUGUGGCCAUGCAGUCAGGCCUGCAGGUGGAAGGCAUCAGGUUGCUGGUUCAGGGCGGCGCUCAUUUGGACUUUAGGAGCAGAGAUGGCUUCACACCGGUGCACAAAGCUGUUAGGGCUCACAAUCACGCUGGGCUGCUGGCUCUCUUGUCCCUCGGAGCAUCUCCAAACUACAAAGACCGCUGUGGCCUGACCCCGCUGUACCACACUGUACUGACAGGGGGCGACACCUCCUGCUGCGAGACCUUGCUGUAUUACAGGGCCAGGCUGGGGACGAGGGACGAGAACGGCUGGGACGAGUCCCAUCAGCACAGGGAUGAAGAGGAGUUUGGAAUGGAAGAAAUACAUAAGGCUUGCCAGAAUGGCUUUGCCCAGCAUUUGGAGCAUCUGCUGUUUUAUGGGGCAGACACCUCUUCUCAAAAUGCCUCAGGGAAUACUGCACUUCACAUUUCUGCCCUGUACAACAAGGAAAGCUGUAUCCGCGUUCUUCUGUACAGGGGAGCAAACAGGGAGGCAAAGAACAAGCAUGGUCAGACCCCUUUUCAGCUAGCUAUAAUGUCUGGUCACUUUGAACUCGGGGAAAUCAUCAAAAACCACAAAGAUUCUGACGUAGUGCCCUUUUUGGAAUCGCCAAAGUAUGUACCCAAGCGAAAAGAGAGCGCCCACACUCUGCCUCUCCCCUCACUUCAUUCCUACCCCCUACUGCGCGCUAACAGCGAUAACUCCAUGACCCAGUCUGACCCUCUGGCCCUACCCAUCAAGGCUGCAACCAAUCCCAACCCGGGACAGGGCCAGCGCAGGGCCUCCAUCGGCAUGAGAAGCUCUAGCAGCCCCAGAACUCGUACCCGCUCCCCAUCCAGAGGGAGAGGAGGCCAAAGUGACACAGAGGAGAGGCAACGGCAGCCAAGAGGCAGACAGGGUGCAACCUCAGCGGGUAGUGGGGGAGGUCAGAUGAAGCGUAUGUACAGCGCAGUGCCAGGGCGGGUUUACGUGGCCACUCGUACCCAUUCUGCUAGUGGAGACCGAGAGCUCUCACUUAACAAAGGCGACAAAGUUAAAGUGUUAAGUGUAGGAGAGGGGGGAUACUGGGAGGGAACCGCGAAAGGUCGCACUGGCUGGUUUCCUUCAGACUGUGUGGAAGAGGUGGCGGCUCUGAGCAAAGACAAUCGACCAGAGACGCGCAGUGAGAAAGCCAAGAGGAAGCUUUUCCGUAACGUCACUGUCGGAGCCUACGAUGGCACUGACGGCCCCAGUGACUACAUCAUUAAGGAGAAGACAGUGCUCCUACAGAAGAAAGACAAUGAGGGCUUUGGCUUUGUGCUUAGGGGAGCCAAAGCUCAGACUCCCAUAGAGGAGUUCACUCCAACGCCAGCGUUCCCCGCGCUGCAGUACCUAGAGUCUGUCGAUGAGGGGGGCGUGGCCUGGAGGGCGGGCCUGAGGAUGGGGGAUUUCCUCAUCGAGGUGAACAGCCAAAAUGUGGUGAAGGUUGGCCACCGGCAGGUGGUCAACAUGAUCCGACAAGGUGGCAACAGUCUCAUGGUGAAAGUUGUGAUGGUUGCUCGAAACCCUGAACUAGAGGACACUGCUCGGAAGAGAGCCCCACAGCAGACUAAAAGACUGACUCCUCCUGCCAUUGCCCUACGCUCCAAGUCAAUGACAUCAGAGCUGGAAGACAUGGUGGACAAAGCUGCCUCUCCAUGGAAAAAGAAAGCAGAAUACGAGUCCUCUCUGGGUCCUGAUAAGAAGAGGACAGUCUAUCAGAUGGCUCUAAAUAAACUGGAUGAGAUCUUGGCUGCUGCCCAACACACUAUUACAUCAGACAACCAGGGCCAGAGGGGUCAUGGAGGCAAGAGGGACCGGAGCAAGAGUAUUGUUCCCAACGUCUCCAAUGAGCAACCCUAUGAGCAGCAAUCAUCAGUGAGUAUGGUGCAGCCCGGACCAGGUUUUGGCUACAAUCAAGCUCAUUUUCAACCAGGCCACGCUCAGCAUGCAGUCAUGAUGCGUCAAAAAUCAAUUGGUGUAACAGAGGAGGAAAGGCAGUAUCUUCACCCACCCGCCAUGAAGCUGGCUCGCAGCCUGUCAGUGCCGGGACCAGAGGAAAUCCCCCCACCCCCUAACACAUCUGCCCCAGAACCGCCUUUAUCAGCAGGCCCUCAUCCUGUGAGAGGACCUGCUAUGCCCAUACCCCCUGUAUCUCAAGCCCACUACCAGCUCCAAUCCCAGCCAGGGCAUGCUACUCAAGCAGGCUGGGAGAGGGGAGGGCCUGGUGGGAUGAACCAGCAGGGCAUGGUCCCCACCCUCCGCAGACAAUCUGAAGGACUGUGUGUCAGAGAGCCAGAGGCGCCCAGGAGAGGCGGUGGCAAGAUGGGAGGGUUAAGGAAAGGCUACAGCAGUGCUACACCACCAACAAGUGCUAAGCCUAAGGCCCAGCAAGCGCCGCAACAUCACCCGCACGUGGCCAACCGGGAGCAGGGUGGAGGUGUUGGCAGGGGGACAGCCAGGAGGGGUGGUCGAGGAGCUCUGAUGAAGCAGUCGAAAGUGGAAGAUGGGCUGAGACAGCAGCACAGAGGAAAAGGAGUUGCAGCCAAAGAGAAGAGCUCCAUCCCCAUCCCCACCAUCAUUGUCAAAGCGCCCUCUACCAGCAGCAGCGGCCGAAGCAGCCAGGGUAGCAGCGUGGAAGCUGAGCCCCCCCAGGGUGUAGAAGACAACACCUCAGCAGAUACAACCUCAGACAGCCCCAACACCAGUCUACCCUCACCACUCACCCCCUUGCCACCUCAGCCCCUUUCAUCCACUUCCUUGCCUUCAUCAACUGCUGCCCCAUCUGUUUCCUCGCAGCAAAACCUGGAAAACUUGGAUUACACUUCGACAUACGUUACCACCUUCGGAGGAGGAGGAGGAGGGGCACGCAGGGAAAGGGAACGUUUCCGAGAUAUGAGAAGAAAGAGUGCUUCUUUCUUCCUCUCAUCUGAGGAGGACAUACAAGGAGAGGCAGGAGGAGAAGCAGGGCAGGGAGGAGGAGCACUAGGGACGAGAACUCAGCCUUUACAGGGCUCUCAAAUGGAAGUGCCCACCCCUCGUCUACGGCCUUCCAAGUCUAUAGAUGAGGGCAUGUUUUCUGGAGACAACUAUGUCAACUAUUCCAGCAGCAUGCCCCCAGCCUUUGGCCUGCCUGAGUAUUCUUCCCCUGUCCUCGGUCAGGAUGGCCAGCCCAAGUCAGCUCCCUCAAUGUACGGCAUCCAGGCCACUACUACCUUCAUCCACCCACUUACAGGGAAAGUUCUGGACCCCUCGUCCCCACUUGGCCUGGCCCUCGCUGCCAGAGAGAGGGCCCUAAAGGAUGACCGCAGGACACGCAGAGAAGAGAGACACUUUGGCCGGCAGCUGUCCACAGUAGGAACAUUCCCUACCCCUGUUCAGACCCCAACUCCUUCCCUUUUUGCAACCCCUACACAAUCGGCCUACACUUCCCCAGUGUCCGUCCACCUAAGCUCCCCCACCGCCACCACCUCGCCUGCAUCUAUGAGCCGGCCACAGUCACCAAGGAUAUUACGUUUGGGAGGAGGUGGUGGGGAGAGGAUGGAGAGAGAAAAGGAGGGAGGACCCAGGGAAGGUCUCAGAGUUCGCUUCUCAGAGGACAGAAGCAGUCAGUAUUCAACCCAGUAUUACCCACAGAGCCCCAGGGAGAGAGAAAGAGAAAAGGAGGUGUAUGACAGCAGGCCUGCUCCACCAAUGCAGCCUCCACCACCGCCGGUUCAACCGGCACCCCGCAGACCUUCCUUUUUGCAGAUGGAUAGCACUCCCAACACCAGCUACAUCCCUCAGUAUACUGUCCCUACAGCCUCCGCACAAACACAUGAAACUAUGGGAGAAGCAGGAGGUCUAGGACUGAUGGUUCUCCCUCCACCAGCUCCCUCAAUAGAUGUAGAUGACGAGUUUGUCUUUGUAGAUCCCUUGCCCCCUCCUAUACAGUUUGCUAAUGGUAAGAAGGAGAGAGUCCAGGAGUGUCCUCAGCAGCAUCAACACCGGAGUCCACACUCUGCCGCUUUUGCACCACCUCCUCCGCCCCCUCUUCCAUCUACCAAGCCAUCAAAUGCACCCCAACCCUCUCCACAGGGUGGUGACUCUGCUGCCUCCAGCCUUACCUCCUACGACAGCGAGGUGGCCAACCUUACACAGUCAGCUCUCUCUCCAUCUUAUCCGUCCGCACAGAUAUUUCCCCCUCCCUCCGCCAACACGACCUCUGCUGCGGCUUUGCCUGCCACGUCACUACACAGACCCCAGCCCAUGUCUCAUUCUCACCCCUAUUACAGCGGCUCUAACGACCCCUCAUUAGGGGGUCACACCCCGGGCCAGGACAGAGGCACAGCCUCCCUCACAGCCACCAUGACUUAUGCUACCACUACCAUGACAGCCACGGCCGCCACCACAACCUCACCGCCGUCUUCUGACUACAGCAUGACCAUGGCCGGGCCCAAGGCUGGUGUCAGCACAGGGGUCAAAGCUGCUGAGCACACUCAUCACCCUACUGUUAUAUCCAAGAGCGGAGACUGGCAAGACGCCGUGGUGGAUUCUGGGAUUGAGGAGCUGGACAGUCACAGCAGUAGCGACCACCAUUUAGAAAUGCUGGGAUUGAGUGGGCUGAGAGGAGAGAGGGGAAGCAGUGGAGGAGGAGAGGGAGAGAGAGGAGGUGAGCAUCAGGAUCCUCGCACAACCUACUCAGGUGGGCAAACAUUUGAGGUGCACAGCGCCAAACUGGCAAACCCUGUGUUUCCAAAGAUGACUCAUUACAAGGAAGGAGGAGGGAGGGGCAUGCCUGUAGCACUACGUAGGCAGAACAGCACCAACCCUGCUCCUUUGCAUUUGCAGAGACAAAGUAACCCAGAAGAUGUCAGGUUAGAUGGAGCAUUUGCAGAUGAAAGGAAGCACAAGCAGAGUAGAUCCAAAAUGGAGGAUGGCUUCAACACUGCUCUGGCUGCCUGCUUAGAGAGGCCCAUGGACACUCGGUCGGUGGGCUGGGUUGAGGUCGGGGAGCAUGAACAAGGUGGAGACGGAGUGCAGAGGGGUGGUAUGGUUUUAGAGGGCCGCAGAAUUCACUCACCUCUUUCAGGUGUGAAGGCGAGCAUCAUCAAUGAGCUGAGCUCCAAGCUGCAACAGAUGAGUAGCAUGAAGAGCAUGGAUGACUGGAGCCACACUCCAAAGUCCCCCACCAUGCAUAGGUAUUCGGCAGAUUUCACUGACGUAUUUCACAGCCCCCCUUCUGGCCAUUCCAUCUCGCCAUUACCCACCUCCUCUCCACAGCAUCGUCAGAUCCUGACACCAAAUCUGGCGGCCACACCGUCUGUCUCCCCUACCUCUCAAGUCCCAAUUCAGCGCAACUGGACCCGCUCCCCAUCUCCACAGAUUUCUACCUCCCCAGUUCAUUCACAUCCUCCCGUUUCCCCGACCUACUGCCCAUACCCAACGUCACCGAAGCAUCGGUCCAAGAUGCGAAGGCAGACUUUUGAUUUUCAGUGCAGUCCCACUAAGGAGAUGCGGUCUUCAGUGUCACGGCGGCGGGCUCCCAGCCCUCUUAUCUAUAGCACUGAACAGCCAAACCCCACCCCUCCCAGGCCUUCCUCUCUCCCCAUCCUUCCCAGUACACCCGUCUACAACAACCCCUUUGACUUCCCCGGGCCCCUCACUCCUCCUUCGCCUGGCCAUCCUCUAGGAGAUCCCUACAAGACUUCAACUCCUCCACUGUUCUCUCCAUCUGCUGUGCCAAGUACACACCCACUACUUGUCUCGCGCUCUCUCUCACCCACACAUUUUCUCUCUGGAGCCUCCUCCCCCAUGCACUUGCCCCCCAGCCCAUCCUGCCUCAACUAUCCCCAUCUCACCCCUCCUCCGCCAGCCAAACCCUUUGCCGUCAAGCCCCUGCCCUACUGGACCAAGUACGAUGUGGCCGACUGGCUGGCUUACCUAAACCUGGGGGAACACAGAGAGCGUUUUAUAGACAAUGAGAUAGAUGGAUCGCAUCUGCCUUCGCUCACCAAGGAUGAUUUCUUGGACCUGGGAGUGACACGUGUGGGACACCGAAUGAACAUCGAGAGGGCACUGAAGAAACUCACCGACAGGUGAGGGAGGACUAAUAGACUCGGGGAGACGUAGAGGCAACGGGGUCAAAGGUCAAAAAGGAAGCACCGGAUGGUGAAGGAAAGUCAAAGUGUCUCAUUCCUUCCAUACAAGUUAGCUUGGCCAUCCUGUUUCUUCAUUAAAUGAAUAUUAUUUGGUUAUCUGGUUAUCUCAUCUUCCUUCCAUCGCUUUCUCUUUAUUAACCUGUCUUAUAAACCCUAUUUAGUUUGCUCCGUCUUUAUCUCAUUUCCGCCCAUUCUUAUUCUUUGAUUUGCCCUCCUUCUCUCCCCAGGCGGCUCUCCUCUCCUUUGCAUGUCACUACUUCUCCCCGAGACACAGACUGAGAGAGUGAAGGGGUGAUUCAAAGAUGAAAGAAAGGGAGAGAAACAAAUUGACAAAGAUGGACAAUAACAGAAUUAUGUGAACGGGAAGAACAGCGGACAUCAAUAGGUUGUGUUGAGCUAAGACUAAGGGCUGGAUGUGUGUGUGUGUGGGGGGGGGGGGGAGUGUUUUCUUGCAGAUUUGCUACACAUUUAGAGAAUACUGUUGACAUUUGUGGAAUGACUUUUGUUCAACAAAGGGUAUGAGAAAGUUAAGAAUAUAAUGAAAAUGAUGCUCUGAAAAUAUACUGAAAAUAUACUUUAAAAUUUUUGAUGGACAGGCAUUUAAUUAACACACCAUUUUGUGCUGUAAAAGACAAACACAUACAUACACACACUCCUAUUCUCACACACACUGGCAGAUGGAUUCUCACACCAUCUGUUGCUUAGCAGCACUGAGAAAACUUCAGUCUGAGUUCAAAGAAAAAUUGAAAAGUUGCUGCUUAAAGGGUAAACCCAGAUAAAGAACAGUCACAUUCUAACAUCAGUUUUGUAGCUUUAAGCAGAUCAGAGUAUCAAACGGCGAAGUACAGGAGCCAAGGUCAGAAUAUGAGAGAAAGGGUUUUGUUUGUAGAUGUUGAUAGAAGAAAAUGGUAGACAAUAAUAGAAUUAUUUUUUUUGCCAUAUUCCCCCAAAGGAUGCCCCAUUAAGCUUUGUAUGUAUGUACUUUGCGAGCACUAAAUAAUUUUACAUGUUAAACGGGAUUCACUAUUAAUAGAACCAUAUGUUUUGUACGAAGUGCUGAUCGCAAUCAUUGAUUUCUAACUGGUCAGGGUAUUUAUAACUGUUGAAUUAAAGUUGUGCAUAAUGAGGACAUAUACGUAUUGAGAAGAUAUUGUUGUGAAAUAGCCUUUUAUUAUUUUCCUGAUUGUUCUAAAGAAAGGAGAGGAAAUACAUGAGAGGAAUUGAGAAGGGUUUGCACAUAAUUUCAAACUGCAAAUCAUCUUUUCUUAGACUUUACUGGCGUUUAUGGCCAUAGCACAGGUCGAGAUGGAUCCGUCCUCUUUGAUGCCAUAAUGUUGACCGCUCUCUCUCACACAGCAGGUGCAGUGAUCAAAAAGGGCUUUUUUACUGCUUCUCUGUCUGCCUGACUUCCUCAACCUUUAGCCUUUGUGAGUCUGUGUGUCUGAUUUUGUGUGUGUGUUUGUCAGCCUGCGUCAGUAGCCAAAUGCUUUUCCUGACCUACACCUCUCUGUUUCUAAUGCCUUUUCCAAAACAUAUUUAUAAUAGCCAAAAAACAUUGUUUUUUUUUCUCACUAGUUGACAAUCCCGAUGUUUCCCCGUUCCACACAUAACCCUCAAAAAGAAACACUCUGACCCACUUUUCAAAAGGGUUUUUCAGAGUGAUAAAGUAAAUACUGUAUAUGUUGCGUAGAGAUGAACAAGAAUGCCCUGGAUUUUUUAAACAUGCCAGUUUAGCCAUUUCCCUGCAGUGAAUUUAACUGUAAGGCAAAAACACAUCAUUUAUAGAUCUAUAUGUAAUGAUGAUGAUGACAAUGAUAACAUAAACAUAUAGUAUAAUAAAGAUAAUAUUAAGUAUGUAAACGUUUUUAAGAAUCUCCGUCUUCCAAAUAGUGUGGACAAAAUCUUUGAAGCUUUGUUUUGUUUAUGUUUCAUUUUGGGUUUCCUGUAAAUGCUUUCUAUACUGCUAGCCCUGUGGUGACCCCAGUGAAGCUGACACACAUUAGUUAAUGUGUUUUCUCUCUAUGUGAGUUUAAAUUUAUGACUCUGUUUACUCAUGCUGAGUUGCCUCAAUGCUAUCUCAUGAUGGACUAUUCUAAGAAGUGAAAGGACUGAGCAGUAGUAUAGAAAGCAUUACAUACUAUGAUUUAAAAGAGUAUUUUAGGUCUAGUGAAAUGCAUAAUGAAUAUGACUACAUACAGUAUGAGCAUAAGUAUACAGAGAUAAAAGGUAUAUAUAUAAAAACAAAUAUAUAUAUAAAGUUUUGCUUUAAAUAAAAUAAAAGUAUAUACUUACAAACAAUAUGAUAGAGGUGCAACUAAGGUGUUGAAAUAAAUGCUAAAAUAAACUAUGGUCCUGU